AUGAAACCCAGUAAUAAACGUUUGGUGCAGCAAAACCUUGUUACUUACUAUAAUAUUAAAAACUUUAAAUACUUUACCUUAGCCUUAUAUUUAUUACUACUAGUAAAAAAGAUAAGGCCUUUAAUGUAUUAUUUAAUAGCUAAAUUAUUAGUAAAAAACCUUUUAAUAUAUAUAAUUAUAGCUAAUAAGGUAGAUUUAAUUAAGGCGUUUAAUAAAGUUACUUAUCUAUUAUUUAAUAACUUUAGUAUAUAUAAAUUAACUAAAGUAGGCAGUAAUAAAAAUAAUAAUAAUAAGGUUAGUAGUAAUAGGUAG
Colletotrichum navitas is the source of this 312-nucleotide messenger RNA. RefSeq lists its product as uncharacterized. The transcript is spliced from 15 exons. The record is from RefSeq and is a predicted model, not a curated record. NCBI's taxonomy places the organism in Eukaryota, Fungi, Ascomycota, Sordariomycetes, Glomerellales, Glomerellaceae. Bases 1 to 312 code for a protein of 103 amino acids.